CCUCUUUCGCUGAUUUGAGGUGUCGAAGAGUUGAGGAACGGUGCGGGAGGACAUCGGCGUAUGGAGUUGAGGACCCCGGAGGAAAGUUUUACUUUAAAACCACGAGGUUAGCGGACGACAAGAAUUCCGAUGGGAUCUCUCUUCGUUGAGGAACUUACUCGGCCGGAGAUGACAUUCAAGACGGUGGAAGUUUAAAGUGAAACAGGCGUUGACCAGCACUUCGGAAGAGUCUUUGAAGUUGCUCAUAUGUACCUUAAAUAACGCAAAAAGUGGAGGUUUGACAAGAGAAGUGCAUAACUGAAGUCAUCACUUGAAAGAUUGCUCUCCAUUCAACGCGAUCUGAGUGAGCCCACAGCCAAGGAUGGGCCUGUCCUCCGACACCAACAUGAUGUUGCUGCUCUCACAUCACUUCGGGACAGCAGUGUGUGACCUGUACUGUUGGUUUGCCCAGCAAAUGGAUUACAAAUAAACGCAGCACCCAUUCGGUACUCUCGGUUACUCAGAGUGACCCGAGUUCAUCCACUUGUUUUUGGAUAACUCACUUCCAUGGACUACACUUUCAAGAACACAUUUUAAUUUUGCCAGAUGAUUCAGCACAUUGCUACAGCUUUUCAGGGAGACAGUCUAGACACAGACAUUUGUCAAAUUUCUAUGUAAAUUUGAUCAGCUAUUGACAGACAUGGCGGUGGGGGAGGAAAAGUUAACAGAUGAUGAAAUAAGAGAAUUCAUUGAAAAAAAGGUUCAUCAUUUUAAGUUGGAGUUAAGUAAGAAAAGUGGAAAAAAUGGAUCCGUACUCCUUAAUUCCACUGUUGCCUGUGACCCUGCAACCUUUACCCUCUACAAAGAUGUCUGGAGGCAAACAGUCAGCUGUGGUGUGAAUAAGCCAUGGACUACUGCUGCUGGACAAACCCUUGAAAAGGACAGUACAGCAAAUGUCGUGUUAACUCAGAGGUCCAGAGAACAUAGUCAUACACCUUCAUCAGAGAAACAUUCAACAGACUAUAAACGAAGAGCACUGGAAGCCACAUCCACUUGCACCAAAAACAAAGAGAUGAGUUGCUUUUCCAGCAGAGGGCCCGAAGUGACAGAGAAGUACCCCAGUUCAACAGGUGGCUACGCGUGUCCACAAGAAAAGUACAAACCUCUAAGGUUAAAUACUGAGAACAAUUUGGAUGACGGAGUGCCUGGACUUUGUUCUUCCAAACACAUGACACAGAAGGAGAAAGGAGCUAAGGAUUUAAAAUCAAAGGAGCCUUCAGGAUUGGAUAGUUUCCGAGGUGUGGCAGAUGUCUCCAAGGAUUUAGGCACUCAAAAGCUCAAUGCAAAUUUAGAUGCAAAUGCAAACAAACUGAGAAACACUGAAGUUUAUAAACAUCGCCAUAUUGCCUACGAAGACAAAGCUGUGACACAUUCCAUUGUACAUUCAUCAGUUGAUAAAAAUCUGAUUUGUGACGCAGUACACAGGCAAACAAGUAUGAGGGAGGAUACGGUUGAUGUGCAUUCACAGGCUGAUUUAAGACGGACACUUCAUGACAACAAAGGGACGGGGUUCACCCCUUUACCUGAAAGCGUGAGGGGAGGAAUAACAUCUGAGACGGUUAUAAAAGAUGUGCAAUAUGAGGAUAUUUCAGAUUCUGAAGACAUGUCACACGUGGACCAAAAACUUGACACGGAACUUGCAGAGUCGGGCAUUUCAUCGCAUUUUGAAAACAUUCAAUAUGAAGAUGUAAGUGAAGAUGAAAAUCCCCAAAUUCAAAAUAUGGCUGUGGAGAUGCCUUCAUUCUCACCAAAAGUUGCCAAACCCAACAUUAAGCAGUAUGGAUUGGUGCAGACGAACAUUUCAGAGGAGGAACUGAUUCCAGAGAAACAAGUGCCAAAGAAGUCUAAAGCACCUGACAUAGUACAGCAUUUGUCUUGUCCACCUAGUUUUAAAACUAAUGAUUGUGAAAGUGGGAGACCUUUGGGAUGGCAGACAGACAACUCAUAUCAUCCUUCCUCUGGUUCGGAAGAUGCAGACGAGACUGAUGAUGACAUGGAUGAUGACUACUUGGUCGUAGGUUUAAGCAUAUUGGAUAUUAAAUUAGAACCAGUACACGGAGACCAGGCUCACCCAGAAAAACUUUUGCUGGGUGGUGCUGAACAUGCAGACAGAUCAAGACACAGUGGGACAAGUCCAACGCUCUCUGGGCUAUCACUGCCACCUCCAGACCCAAUGCCGGCUUCUUCCUUUUCUCAGAUCGAAGUCUUCGACACAGUUGAGAGAUUUCAAAAAGCAAAACACAUACACUUUGGGGCAAUAAAGAUGACGUCACCAGGAAUGAGCACAGCUAAGAGAAAUCCAACUGCACCCCAGAACUGGAGCGAUUCCUCCUCUGAGCCAGAUGACAGCUGUGACACUGAAGACAGCUGUGAUUACUCGCCUGGUUACAAGCACAACUACUUGACCGUGCCAAGGCAGUUGUUGAAAAACCUGAGUGCACCUGCAUCCUCAAUGACAGAAAGUGAAGGUGAAGCUGUGAGUAAUUUGCAAAAGAGUCCAACCUGGAGCACACAUGAUACUUCAAAAGAGGAAUAUAUAAUAAUCAGUGAUUCUGACUCGGAUAAUGAAAGUGACCAAAAGUCUGAAAGUGUGCACAGUUACUGUGGAAACUUUGACAGUAGAAUUCCACCUACAGAAGAAUUUAAUGACGGAAUUAAUUCAUACUCUGACCAUCCACACAGUCCAGAAAAGUGUACCCCACUGUUGGAACACAGAGCCAGAUGUGGGAAUGCUGAAGUCAAGAUCUCAGAACACAAGAUUUCAGAUGUAGUAGUCUUGUCAUCUGACAUGGAGGAUGACAGUACCCAAACAGAUGAGAAGACGAGCACAUUCUCUUCAGGAGCUCCGUGUGUUCAGCAAAAGAGAAAAACUAUGAACGGUACGAAAAAGAAACCCCAUGAGCCCAGACUGUCUUCUGGCGUCUCGUCUAAGGCGCAGCAUGAGUGUGAACUUGAGAUGCAGAAUUCCUCACUGGGCCUAGAUGGCCCUGACCAUGCUCGACAAGAGAACUCCAGGCAGAUGACCUCAGAAAGAAGUGUUGGAAAAAAACACGUCAAAUGGAAGAGGAGAAUACUCUCAUCGGACAGUGAAGAUCCCCUAACUGAUCACGAAAACAGUUUGUAUUUCAGCAGAAAGCCCCAAACUAACAGUUUAUUAGAGGAUUCCACAACCCCCAUAAGAAAGAAGCUUAAGGCGACACCUCAUCCAUCCAGAGAUAAAGUAGAAAAAGUUGUCUCUAAACUAAAACCGGCAAGUGGUACAACCCCACUGCCUAAAGUUAAGCAGAGUACAGCUCAGCCAAUCUCUAAAGGGUGUUCAUCUGAACUACAGCGCUCUUUGUCUUACCCCGCAACACAGCAUCCAUACACUCCCACAAAGAGUCCCUCACCUUCAACUAGCAAACUGUCAUCAGCGAGGAAACAAGUGAACAAUGAGUGGGAGAAGGGGUACUUCCCAACCAGGAGAGACAGAAAACCUAACCUGGGGAUGGAAGAGGACGUAAGAAGCAGGAACAGUUUGGAUUUGCAGAGGGAAGCAAGGCCUAGACCUAGUAACUUUGACAGAGUGCGCAGACGAAGACACGCCUCCUUUGAAUCUGAAACCCCGCUGAUGAAGAGGACCAAGAGUGAAGCCAUAGAGUGGACAAACGCCAUAAAGCGCAAAACUUCAAUUGAACAAAGAUAUCCUGUUGGUGACAGCUACAAGUGGAAGGAAGAAAGGGCAAAAAAAGGCUUCAUUAGCAAGGGCAGAACAUACAGAUAUCAUCGAAGACACCAUCAGUAGGAGGAAUUGCCUGCAACACAUUUUCUCAAGACGUGUGUGUAACACUGUAAAUAUUGUACAUAUAAAACCCCAAAUUCUGUAUUUUACUUGUGCGUAUGCAACUGUUCAUUUGUGUGCUGUUUAAAAUACAGUUGUUAUAUUAUUGUUUGUCUUUUAAAGUUGACUAGAAAUAAACACUUUUUACUGGUUCCCUCAGACUGUGGGGGGAAAAAUAGUAAGUGAAAAGAUUUUACUUAAGCUACUCUGAAAACAUGACUUUAUUUUGUUGCAUAUCUCAUCCUCUCCCUGUUUUAAGUUGACUGAAGUUUUUGAUCUGUCAACUCACUUAUGAUUACAGAUUAUAUGGUCUUAAAGGGAAGAUAUGUUCAUUUUUAAAAUAUUAAUGCCAAAAUAAAAAGUUUAAAUACUGUA
Mugil cephalus (flathead mullet) is the source of this 4234-nucleotide messenger RNA. RefSeq lists its product as uncharacterized. The coding region runs from base 680 to 3823 and encodes 1047 amino acids. The record is from RefSeq and is a predicted model, not a curated record. NCBI's taxonomy places the organism in Eukaryota, Metazoa, Chordata, Actinopteri, Mugiliformes, Mugilidae. The transcript is spliced from 5 exons.